GUGGCCCCCAGCGUCGUCGGCGCGUCCGAGGCCGCCGAUCCGCCGCCGGAGGGCACCGUCAAGCCGCCCGACUUCAUGCAGCCCAUCGAGAACGUGACGGUGGCCGUAGGCAGGGAGGCCAUCUUGUCGUGCUCCGUCACCGAGCUCGGCCCCUUCACGGUGGGCUGGAUGAAGGUGUCGGACCAGACGAUCCUGGCGCUGGCCAACCGCGUGGUGACGCACAACGCGCGCGUGUCCGUCUCGCACGACACGCUGCGCACCUGGCAGCUGCACAUCCGGCAGGUCAAGGUGUCGGACGCGGGCUGCUACAUGUGCCAGAUCAACACGUCGGAGAUGAAGAAGCAGACGGGGUGCGUCGACGUGCACGUGCCCCCGGACAUCUCGGACGGCGGCACCAGCUCCGACGUGACGGCCACGGAGGGCGAGAACGCGACGCUCACGUGCCGCGCCACCGGCCACCCGGAGCCCAGGAUCACCUGGCGGCGCGAGAACGGCGAGCAGCUCAGCGUGCUGCGCGCCAACAAGGUGGCCAAGGUGGACAACUUCAGCUCGGACACGCUGCCCCUGGUCAGGAUAACGAGGCAGCAGAUGGGCGCGUACCUGUGCAUCGCCUCCAACGAAGUGCCGCCGGCCGUCUCCAAGAGGAUCAGCCUCAGCGUGCAGUUCGCCCCCUCCAUCCACGCCCCUAGCCAGCUGCUGGGCGCGCCCGGCGGCACCGACGUCACGCUGGAGUGCAAGGUGGAGGCCUACCCCAACACCAUGAACUACUGGGAGAACAACCGGUCCACCAUCCUGCUCAACGGGCCGAAGCACUCGGUGAGCGAGCGGCGCGAAGGCUACCACGUGCACAUGAACCUGACGGUGCGCAACCUGACGCUGCACGACUACGGCGUCUACAAGUGCAUCUCCAAGAACAGCCUCGGAACGGCCGAGAGCAACGUGCGGAUAUACGAGCUGAAAGUGUCGACGCUGCCUCCUACCACGACCACGACCACGACGACCACCACCACGACGACGACUACCACCACCCCGCGGCCCACGACCACGACGACGCUGCGGCCGCGGACGACUCCGGGCAGCAACAACUGGCCGCCUCUCCGGUCGACGCCGCCGCUGGAGAACAACAUGAUGCGUUCGUCGGAGAAGGACCUGGACAACGCCAUCCGGUCCGGGGCGAGCCAGCGGUCGGGAGCGCGGUCCGCGGCGGCGGGCUCGGACCAGCGCCGCAGCACCCUGCUCGAGGUGGUGUUCGACUUCCUGCUGGUGCUGCUGCUGUUCCUCGUCCGGUGACGAGGCGGUUAACUCUCCUCGACCAGUGCCUCAACGGUGUUCUCGACGGC
Messenger RNA from Thrips palmi, 1340 nucleotides. RefSeq names its product lachesin-like. Gene Ontology annotation, cellular component: neuron projection. The record is from RefSeq and is a predicted model, not a curated record. Lineage: Eukaryota; Metazoa; Arthropoda; Insecta; Thysanoptera; Thripidae. The transcript has 9 exons. The coding region runs from base 76 to 1290 and encodes 404 amino acids.